AUGGCCUACGGCAUCUUUGGCGUCCUCCAGGUCUUCCAACGCCUCUGGUGCGGCUGGCGGAAAGCCCGCCGCAUGCAACGCAUGCUCAAGGAUGUGCCAGCGACCCAGGGCGUUGGGCAUGACCAGCCGGUAGGAUGGCUCAAUGACUUGAUGGCAAACCUUCAUCGCUUGCACGACUGGCGGCUGGACAUUUGCAAGGGCCUGCCGCUCGCGAAAAGCCUCGGCUUUUCAUGGAUGCCCGCGCCAUAUCUUGUGGUAGCCAACGAUCCGCAGAUCGUGAAGCACAUUUUGAAGGAUGAGUUCAACAAGUACAGCAAGGCCGACACCACUUUGGACCCCUUCUUCUACUACUUUGAGGAUUUUCUGGGUGAGGGCAUUUUUGUGGUGAAGCACGGUCUGGGCUCCAAGGAUGGUGGCCAAGAGUGGAGCCGGAUGCGCAAGGUCUCCGCGCAGAUCUUUACACGAAAGAACUUCAACAGCAUGAUGCAGGAGGUCUUUAUGUCCAAGGCAGAGUCGCUUCGACGCUCGGCGGCCCCAGGGCGAUUUCUGCAAAAUGCGGGGCGUGGAACGCCGGUUGACAUCCAAGGGUGUUUCUUCAACUUCACCUUUGACAGCAUCAUGAGCAUUUUCUUCGGGGAGGAGUGCAACACCGCGGAAGGUGUGCCGAACGUGUAUGGCAAGGCCUUUGAUAUGGCCAGUGUGUGCCUUCGAGCCCAUAGCGUGAAGUCCAUGGCGCCCUUCCUCUUCUUCAGCACCUUUCUCCCUUGGCCCCUAGGGGGCCACCACGGCGGCUGGGCCCGCUGGUUCUGGGACUGGUCUUCUCCCACCUACCGCCGGCUCAAGCGUUGCAUCCGAACCUUGGAAUCGGAAGCGGAUCGCUUGGUGCGAAAAUGCCAGGAAGACCCCACGCUGGGCGAGAGGAGAGAUUUGUUGGCGCUGUUCCUGCAGGGGAACUUCAGCCCGGAGUUUACCAAGAAGAUGGUGCUUCAUUUGAUCAUCGCGGGAAGAGAUACCACAGCGUGUUUGUUGUCCUGGAUGUUCUAUGAGCUCACUCGGCAUCCAGAGGUGCAAAGACAGCUUCAUGAAGAGAUUAUGCUGAAGCAGCCGCCUGGAACCCCCUUGGACUGGAAAAGCCUCUCGGCCAGCGAAAUGCCGUAUUUGAAUGGUGUAAUCUAUGAGUCUUUGAGGCUUUGGCCACCAGUGCCCUUCGACCUGAAGAUGGCUUUUGAGGAUGACGUGCUGCCAGGUGGCUGGCUGGUGCCCCAGUUCGCUAACGUCGCCUUCUGCCCCUUCAACAUGGGCCGCGACGAGGAGCGCUACCCGGAGGCCUUGGCCUUCCGACCGGAGCGGUGGAUUCCGUUUACGCCACCUCCGCAGCAUGAGUUUCCAGUCUUCCAGGCAGGACCCAGAGUGUGCUUGGGCCAAGAUAUGGCGCUCUUCGAGGCAAAGACUUGUGCAGUGGAGCUGCUGCGCUUUUGCUCCUUUGAGAUGGUGCCCAACCAGGAGGUCACAUAUGGAGAGAAGAUCACCAUGGAUAUCAAAAGCAACGGCAAAGAGGAGUUCUGGGUCACUGUGGUGCCCUGGGCGGGAGGCGAACUAGCAGCCAGCAGUAUUCACCAGAUCCAGUGCUGGUGCAUUGGCUUGAGGACCGCUGUUUUCCGGGUGCAUGUUGCGUGGGCCUUUGAGGAGCAGAGAGCUCUGUCAUCGACGCGCGGGCGUGCGCGCUCGAACCCCCCAGACUUGAAGCUCUUUCAGCUCUACUGCCAACACGAUCCUCACUUCAAGGACUCGUUCCGUCAGACCCUGACCUCUGAGGCAGUGGGCGGGGAUGGGGAGAGACAGUUCUACCCGUCCUGCACCUUCACCAGACCCUGCCGGCCGCUGCUGGGGCCUUCUUUCCCCUGGGUGGCGGCACGGCGCCGUGCCGGGUGGCGGCGCACUGGCGCUGUCCAGGAGUACAUCCGGGAAGUGUCGGCCUUCGACGCCUGUCUGCAGGACGACUUGGGGGAGGAACUCACCAACUCACCCCCACUCACUCUGGCCUCCACCAUCGACGUGGCGCCCGAACUGGCAGGCUGCUGGCCUGAGGGAGCGGCAGGGGAGGCGCUUUGGGGAGCCGAGGGACCACGCCGGAAUUCCGGCGGCGCUGCGGGACCGGCCACCGGUGGAUUCGGCUCGAGCGGUGAAGUGAACGCGAUGUUGAUGAGGCUCUCCGGGGUGUCUCCUUUGGCGCGUGCGAGUGCACGCUCCAAGAUUGAGGCUCCCUGCGCGAUGGGUAGCCGGGAUGUGGAGAAGAUCUUCAAGGAGGCGGAUGCCAAUGGUGAUGGCUUGCUCUCGUUGGAGGAGCUGCGCUUCGCCCUGCUGGACGUCGAUGGCGUCUGCGUCCAGGGCACCACGGCCAUUCAGGGCUCGGCUUGGGCGCUGGGAAGGCUGCGCCAACGGGUGAAGGCUUAUCGCUUGAUCACCAACCAGUCCCAGGAGGCUUGUUCCUCCGUCAUGCGCAAGUUGCAAAGACUCAACUUCGACGUGCGUCCAGGUGAAGUCUUCAGCGCGUUGAGCGCAGCCCGAGCGCUGGUGGAGCAGCAGCAGCUGAAGCCGCUGUGUCUUUUGGCACCCGAAGCCAUGGAGGAGUUCCAAGACUUCCCCGCGAGUGAAGCCACCGCGGUGGUCGUGGGCACGGCCCCGCAGCAGAUGCACUACGCGCGGCUGACGGAGGCCAUGCGGGUGCUGCUCGAGAAGGCCUGGCGAUGUCGGCGGUUUGCGGUGAACAAGGGCCGCUACUUCCGUGAGGCGGGGGAGUUUCAAAUGAUGGCCGGUCCCUUUGUGGCUGCGUUGGAGUAUGCCACAGGCAAAUUAGCGAGGGUGGUGGGCAAGCCGAGCCCCGACUUCUUCCACUGCGUCGCCUCCGCCGCGCACGGGGACGCCCCCUAUCGCGCCGACGCGGUGGUCAUGGUAGGGGACGACGUGCGCGAUGACAUCCAGGGGGCGAUGGAUGUGGGAAUGCAAGCCAUCUUGGUGCGCACUGGCAAAUAUCGUCCUGGAGAUGAGAAGCUCUGCCGAACACCGCCGCUGGCAGUGGAGCUGAGGAGCUACUUGGGGGAUUACCUGGGCUAUGGCCAGGCGGAGAUUAGGGACUUCUUCGAGGAGUUCAAGGCAGAGGCGGCCACGCGCACAGCCGGACAGGUGGACCUGCCCGGGCUGCAGACGGGUGCGGGGCCUGGAGCUGGGGUUCGUCCGGAUGACAUGCCUGCUGUUGGGGUUUGGAUGUUGGGACUCCUUGAAUGGGAGCCUUACUUGGCGGCUCCGACACUGGACCCCACGACUCAGCACCGGAUGACCACCUUUUCUUUGGUUUUUGAGCUGGUGUGGUUUUGCCCAUGGGUGUGCCAACGUUUUGACUGCCGCUCAGCUCGAGCUAAGGGCAAUGUCUUGAGCUCAACCCUUGAGCUCUGCAGCAUGCCGGGUCCGCCCCUCCGUGGCUUCUCGUCCGCCCGGGUCCGCGCGGGGUUGGGAGUGAAGAUGCAGAGGCAGGGUGCACAAACGAGCAAGGAGCACUCGCAGCUUGGUGCCAGCUUGGGCGUGCAGAUCUCAAGGAUGCCUCCACCACCUUUGCCACCCCCACCUGCUUCAGCUCCUCCACCAGAGUCGCUCCCGGAGCCUCAGAGCGAUGAGAAUGAAGUUGGUGGGGAGGAGGAAGGAGUGAACAUCACCAUCAACUGCUUCCCAGCCUCACCCGCCGAGGCUUUCCGCGCCCGGUGCUCCCGGGUGAACACGCGGGACACCGCGCGAUGGGGCUUGGUGGGAGAAAGGGCACCAGUUUUUCUAGGCUUGAACCCGUACCUCAUCGGCAAGCGGAAGGGCUGCACCGUGUGGCGGCAGCCGGGUGGUAUCAUUGACCACCGGUAUGGUGGCAACUGCUAUGAAGCUCGGAUCGAGGUCCCUCCCCUGAUUGAGGAUCACUCUCUUUUCCCUGUUUCCAGACAAGAAGAGGUCCCUUCCCAGCUUGAACCAGAGUGGCGACUUGAGCCAAAAGGGGCUACAGAGAUCAUCCGUGCGCCAGGAUUUGGUGGAUUGCAAGGUCUACGUGUGCGAUCGCACGGAGCAGACCUUCGUGGAUGA
Molecule: messenger RNA, 4119 nt
Organism: Durusdinium trenchii
Lineage: Eukaryota; Dinophyceae; Suessiales; Symbiodiniaceae
Source: the annotation of a GenBank genome assembly